AUGUCCAGCGGAGGCAGCCGAGCGGUUACGAAUCACCGCUCGGGCCAGCCGGCGGGGCAGAUCCUCCAGCCCCUGAAGCGGCACUUGCCUUUUCUCUCGACAAGGCCUCCUUUUGUCUCCCCGGAUGAUUACCACCGGUUCUCCACUGCUGAGAACAGUCAGAUCACCGAAGAGGCCGCCGAGGCUAUUGUGGUCAGGACACCGGUGAGUUCUUGUAACUAGUCCUCUUCACUCGUUUUCUGAAUUUUGUGGCAUACUGCGUGGUCCUUCUACUUGUAAGUAAAGAAUAAUUGCCUUCCCCAUGAGCCCUUUCAGAUCUGCAAGUUUUGCAAUUUUCUGGUUCGAAUCGGGUGGAAAACGAGGGUUUGUUCAAGAACGUUGCUGGGAAAUUUUGAUACUUGACGUAGAAAAGUAUGCGUGACUGUGCUUCUGAGUCCUUGUUUGUCACUGGGGUUCUUUAAUUGUGAACAAGGAGGCACCGCAACAAGCGAUGUCGAUUAAUGCUCUUUCCAUCUCUUUCUUUUUUCUGCUGUUACUUCUCCAGAAAUGGCCUUUAUUUUCAUGUCUAGGGGCAACUCUUCCCUGUCAGAAGCGGGAGGCAGGUCCUCUAAUUUCUGUGAUCAUUUUAAGGCUUCAAGAACAUCUACUGUCAUGUUAUUGAAGACUGUUUGACUAUUCUGUGUAAAUACGUACACUAGGUAAAGUUAUUGUGCUUAAGCACCCUUCAGUCUUCACGCUAGUGUUCAAGGUCUAUCUUCUGUUUGAAGACGAUAGUUUCUAUUAUUGUCAUGGAUAUUACAUCGUAAAGGAUUUCUUUCUUCACCAUUUUAUCUAAGAUAAAUUCACAAUUCUUUUCAUUGAAAAGAACCAAUUUCAGUGAGUAUUGAAAAGUCUGAUUGAGCUUAUGAAUCUUCAGCAUUUCUGAACUCAUGAAAUGAACGUCUAGUGACAGGAUCAUGAUAAUCAUUUUCUGGGUCUCGCUUUUAUCAUACAUUUUCAUGUCUUGAUGUUCUUUGUGACAAUGCAUUCCCAGAUAUGUCGAAGACAUCACAGUAUCCAAUGGUAUUUUUUUACGGCUUGAGGUAGCCAGUUUUUUGUCCAUGCUCUGCAGCGGAAUAGUUGCCCUGGAGAAAUGCAUCUGUAGCUUGGGUUUCGAAGGGCUCUUCUGGGGAAAAUUGUAGCAUGUUCUAAACCUUGGUCAUGAUCGAAAAAGGGUACUCAAGUCCACCGCCUUAAAGCGUUGCAUGCAUCUUCUUGGACCCUUUUGCUGGACGACCAGAUGGGAAAAUGCCUCUGUGGUCAUAUUGCCAUUGAGAACUUACUGAAUAUUUUGGCAGACACAUUCUUUGAAGUCCUAUUUCAGCUUGUCAGUUUUCGUCAUUUUCUGUCUGUACCUCAAGCUUUUCUGUCUGUAGUUACAUACUUUAACGUCAUGAAGCCGUACUAGGCUUUCCAACAUUACAGGAUGCAAAUCCAAGGCUUCUUAAUUCAGUCAGAUGUCAGUUCAGUAGUUUUUAGUAUGUUUAUGAUAAUGAAAUGAUGAUUUUUACAAUGAUAUAAUUCCAUUUCGUUAUUUAAUGGAUUUGAGAUUACGAGGCCUCUGUUUUAGAUGUGAAAUAAGUUUUGUAUUGUGAGUAUAUUUAAAGAAUUCAGUUUCUGUUAUGGGACUAAAAGAAACUUCCCAAGUAGGUACUAAAGUUAUCUACUACAUAUGUUCAUAAAACAUGAUAUUAGUUCAUCUGUAUACGUCAAUAUAUUGAAAUGUCCACUAUUUAUUUUAAUCCCUAAGAGACGGAAGGAACAUUUGAGGUUGCUGUACAACAUCCAUCGCCAUGGUAUCAUUAUUCUCUAUGAUGAGUAACGAUAACCCAAAUGUAUUUUAAUUGGAAAGGAAACUAUUUUGACCAAACCGUGAAUUGUAGUAUAAAUGGAAAUGGCGAGCGGUAGAGGAUUCUAUGCACUAUUCAUGCCUUUUAAUGCCUAUCCUAUGUUCUUAACUUAAUUUAGUGUCAUUGUUCUUUUCAUGUGAGGCAAGAUUUGUUGAGAAUAUGAUGACCUUAAUUUUAUAUGUUCUUUUUUCAUCCUUUAUUCGGUAGAAAUGUGUAUUUGUUUUUCAUGUGGGUUUGGACUGUGUGCUUGUAGCUUAUUGAAACAUAUAAUGUCAAACAAUUAACUUAUGUUGAAGUGACCGUUUACUAGCUUGAUUGUACGAGCAGCGUUUUGGAAGUUGUGACUCCCUUCUCUUUACUGGUUAUCAUUUUUCACAAGUAUAUCUUUGAGUCACUGGCCAACUACCUGCUGCCUGGCCAUUGUGUGUUCACAGUUCUUGCCUUGGCCUUCCUGCCCUUCAUCUUGAACUUCCUAAGCAGGGAUUUUGCAGCCAAUACAUGGUUGGGUUGUGCAAGUCGCGAGUUGUAGAUGGUUUUCUAGGAAAUUAGAUUUGGUUAUUUGGAGUUUGCAUGUAUCUUUGUGAUGUUUGCGUGUUUUUUAUGUUAAGGUAGCUCUAACAACUUCUGUCUCGUUUCAAACAACUUGAUGGUGUGCAGCUGAAGCGGAAGCCUGAUUAUGAUGAAGGUGAAGUCGCUGAAUCUGGUGAAUGGGCAACGAGCCCUGGGAAUAUAGUUAACAGUCCCCUGCAAACCCCCGUGUCAGGAAGGAGGGAUAAGGCUUUUGGACGGUCCAAGUCUGUGAAGAACGUCAGAUCUCUGCCUCAAACUCCUGUUUCAAACGAUGGUGAGUAGCUUUACUCCGCUAUACCUUUAGUCCUCAAUGGCAUGCCUGUUUGCUUGCCUUUGGCGCAACCAAUGCCUAGGCCUCCCAUUUAAGGCUCUUUUCUCCCCCCUCCUUGCAGGCUCUCCUUCCAGUAACAUGGUCACUCCUGUUGGCACUUGUCGCUACGACAGCAGUCUAGGUGAUUGGAUUAAAAUUAUUACCUUGAGAAGAAGAAGAAGAUGACACGAUUAUUAACCAACGGAUAAUUGCACCAUGACACUUCAGGUCUUCUGACGAAGAAGUUCAUCAAUUUGCUUAAGCAUGCUGAAGACGGCAUCCUAGAUCUGAAUAAAGCUGCGGAAACACUCAGAGUGAGCACCUUCACUCAAAAUAAUCCUGGAUCAAACCGCUGUACGGUGCUUUUAAUCCCUCUGUCUGGAGACAGGUGCAGAAGAGGCGGAUAUAUGACAUCACGAACGUCCUUGAAGGGAUCGGACUCAUAGAGAAGAAACUCAAGAACAGAAUACGUUGGAAGUAAUCCGUCCUGCACCUUUCUCAUGAUCGUACCAUUUCUCCCAAGGAUGUUUGCCUGGCUUCUGUUUUUCUCAUCUUUGAGUGCCUCUUGCUUCUGACAGGGGGCUCGAUGUCUCAAGGCCCGGUGACGUCGACGAGGAUCUUGCGACGUUGCAGGUUUUGGACUGGAGACCUUUUUAUUUAUUUAUUUAAAAUAAUAAAUAAGUACAUACUUGGUAGCCGGCAGAAAUAGGACCGUCGUGGUGUUUUCUACACCAGGAACUGAUUGGUUGUUCUCCUUGGCAGGCGGAGGUCAAGAACCUCUCUAUCGAGGAGCGCCAGCUAGACGAUCAGAUAAGGUUCGUAGCUGACCAGACUGUUUGAACGUGUGCUUCAUUUCGUUCAUCUCCUUUAAAUCACUGACACUGAUUCUCGGCCUCACAGUGAUAUGCGCGAUAGGCUGAGGGAACUCAGCGAAGACGAAAAUAAUCAAAAGUAAAGCAAUUUUUUUCUAUGUUUGAACAUCAGAUCCACCAUAUUUCUAGCAUCAGUUUGUUUGUUGCUUACGCACAUGUGCCUUGGAACUGCUUCUUCAGGUGGCUGUACGUGACUGAAGAAGACAUCAAGGGCGUACCCUGCUUCCAGGUCCGCUCGCCCCGCCCCCCCCUCUCUCUCUCUCUCUCUCUCUCUCCCUCUCUGCCUUCAGAGAUUAGCUCCCGUUAAAGCCGUCAUUUCUAAUUGUGCUGCUCUCAUUGCAGAACGAAACCUUGAUAGCAAUAAAAGCACCUCAUGGGACUACGCUAGAAGUUCCUGAUCCCGAUGAGGUAUGAAAUCAGAGCGCCGCAGCGGCGGACUUGUCUUGGUUUUUGUUUUUUUUUUUUUUUCAUCCUUAUGAUUCCAAAUAAGAUGGGCUCCCUCGUUUCGCGCGUUAGGCCGUUGACUAUCCUCAGAGAAGGUACAGAAUUGUCCUGCGGAGCACCAUGGGCCCGAUUGACGUGUACCUCGUCAGGUACGGCCCCCAUCUCUCUCUCUCUCUCUCGCUAGCUUGCUGGCGCAGAGGCGAAAGUGGGAUUUCAUAGGUUCUGACGGAGCUCGUCCGUCUUUCAGUCAAUUCGAGGAGAAGUUCGAGGAGAUGGGAAGCAUGGAAGUCGCUGCGGUUGUUCAGCCCGUAUCAAGUCUGCCGCCGGUUGAACACAGAGAGAUGAUGAUUUCAGACGAUAACAGAGCGCAGGAACUCGAAUUCGGCAUGGCGCAAGACCCUCACCUCUGCGCGGACAAUCCCAGCACUUCGCAAGACUUCUCCGGCGGCAUGACCCGCAUCGUUCCCUCCGACGUGGACGUAAGUCCAACCUUACUCAGUCCCCCCCCCCUUCGUCCCCUCUCCCUAGAUUUACGACAUCAUGCAUGCGUCUCACGCUUAUUGUCCUCGGCAGACGGACGCGGAUUACUGGCUCCUGUCCGACCCGGGUGUCAGCAUCACCGACAUGUGGAAGACCGAACGUACGCCACGAUCCUCUCUCUCUCUCUCUCUCUCACACACACACACUCACUCACUCUGCGCACGAACCAUCUUAUAGUAUGGUGGUUGGUGUUUUUUGGUCCGUCCUGAAUCUGGGUUCCUGCUGACGGUGGUGGUUGGCGGAAGCGCAGAGGUGCCGUGGGACGGAAUGGGGAGGCUGACGGCGGACGACUUCCUGAUGGGCAACGCCGCCUCGCCUCGGCCUCAGACCCCGCGGUCGGGCAGCGCCGCGGAAGUCGUCCCCCCCGGCGCUACCAAUCUCGGCAGGACGUGA
Molecule: messenger RNA, 5018 nt
Organism: Spirodela intermedia
Lineage: Eukaryota; Viridiplantae; Streptophyta; Magnoliopsida; Alismatales; Araceae
Source: the annotation of a GenBank genome assembly